Messenger RNA from Rotaria sordida, 333 nucleotides. NCBI's taxonomy places the organism in Eukaryota, Metazoa, Rotifera, Eurotatoria, Philodinida, Philodinidae. The record is from the annotation of a GenBank genome assembly.
AUGACAUCAAAUUCAGCUUAUGCUGAUCUUGUUGAUCGGCCACUUUUUGGUGAAACAAGAUCUCUAGAUCGAAUUUCAUUCAUUAUCAUUACUGCUCUAACGACUGUCUUUGUUCUUGCAACAUUUGUUGGCAUGUUUCUUUUCAAACAUUUUAGUGGUACACAUAUUUUUUUAAAUAUUUGUCUUAUUUUACUUCUUGGUUCACAUUUAUGUUUAGCAUUUUGGUAUCGUUCAGGUGAAUUAGAACCACGUUUUCGUAAUAUGUUAUUUUUCAAUACAGCUGUUAUUAUAUUAUUAUGUAUUUGUGCUAAUCUUAUAAUAAGUGGAAAAUAG